CUGCCCGGGCUGCGCUAGACUCGGACUGUCCCGGAGAGCUCCCGGCUGCGCGGGAGCGCAAACCCCCCUCGCCUGCCCGGAGCCCAGCGCUCCCCAGCGCGCUAUGGCCGGGGCCGUGGGGGAAGCUGCGCUGCCGCCCAUCGCCUCCUUCGCCAGCCUGCUGCCCAUGGAGGACAAGCGGGGGCCGCUGUUCCACCCCCGCUUCGCCACCAUGGAGGGCGGCCCCGCCGGGAUCAAGAGGGAGGACGACGACCUGGGCAAGUUCGUGGACUUGGAUUUCAUCCUGGCCCACACCAGCAGCCCGCAGCAGGCGGGCCCCGCCUACCCCCUGCCCGACACCCCGGAGAGCUGCGGCACCGACGGCGACGGCUCCUACCCGCCCGCCAGCAAGUUCGGGGCCCCCUACCCCGACAGCCACAGCUACAUGGCCGAGCUGCUCACCGCCGACCUGCCGGGCCCCUGCGAGCUGCAGCGGAGGGAGUACACGGAGCUGCGGGUCCCCGGCGCGCUGGGCCACCCGGCCGUGGCCCGGCCGCUGCCCGCGGAGCACGGGGCGCCGCCCCUGGGGGCCCGCAUCAAGCAGGAGCAGCCGGAGGAGCGGGCCUGCAUGCUGGGCAGGCCGGGCGAGUGCCUGGGGCCGGGCGCCGCGGACCGCAAGCCCCUCAUGCUGCCCCCCCAGCAGCCGCUCUACCCGCCGCGCCCCGGCUUCCCGCAGCCCAGGCUGGGCCCCCCCGAGGAGCUGGGGCCGGCCGGGGAGUGCCCCCUGCCCCCGCACCUGGGCCCGCACCACUACGCGCUGCCCCCGCACCACUACCCGGCCCACCUCGCCGCCCACGGGCCGGCCCAGUUCCACGGACACUUCAGCGUGUUCCGGGAGCCGCUGCAGGCGCCGCCGGGCCUGCUGGUGACGCCCCCCCACUCGCCGGUGCUGGAUUACUUCCCCGCGGGGGGGCCGGAGCUCGGCAAGCCCCGGCGGGGCCGCCGGUCCUGGGCCAGGAAGCGCACGGCCACGCACAACUGUGACUACCCGGGCUGCGGCAAGACCUACACCAAGAGCUCGCACCUCAAGGCGCACAUGCGGACGCACACCGGGGAGAAGCCGUACCACUGCAACUGGGAUGGCUGCGGCUGGAAGUUUGCCCGCUCAGACGAGCUGACCCGUCACUACCGCAAACACACUGGCCACCGGCCCUUCCAGUGCCACCUGUGCGAACGGGCCUUCUCCAGGUCGGACCACCUGGCACUGCAUAUGAAGAGACACAUGUAAUGGACAGAAACGCCUCUGGGGAUCUGGCCCCUGGCCAGGCGGGAGGGGAGACACUGAACUCUAUUUAUGAAGUCACAAAAUAUUUUCUUAUUGAUGCAACUAAUUUAUGUCGCUAGCGAGGUCUGGAAAGAGCAAACGCUCAAUAUUUAAAGGUAAAACCAGCUGGAUCUUCCACAGCCAUGUCUAGAUCAAUAGCUACCCAGGACUCUGGCUGUGGAAGUGCUGAGCCCGGGUGUAUAAUACUGUACAGAAUGAGUUGAAUAUCUUGCAUUUUUAAAGGGAUUUUUAAGCUUAUACAUUUGAUUUUUCUUUAAUUUUUUUUUAAAUGUUGUAAUGUAAAGACUGGGCAGCAUCCGAGUGGAUCUGGGUUAAAGAACAUUUUGAAAAAAAAAAAAUCAAGCUCAAAGAAACAAGGCAGCUUCUGUAGACUGUCAGCACCUUUUUAAGCCUUCUUCAAAGGCAGACAGGAAUUGCCAGUGUAGGUCGGACCCCUGGGCCAUCUGCCCUGGUGUCCUGCCAUGCUCCGCUCCCCACCCACUUACAUAGUCUGAGAUUGGCUUAGGCCCUGAAGCAGGAUCACUUCCCAAAUGUGUUGGCAUUAACUUGGCUCCCCUUCCAUCCCACGGGUGCUGUGCUGCUCGCUGGUGUGGUGAUCAAGGCCCAGCUGCUGGAAGCUGAGAGUGCCUGAAACUGCUCAGCUGCCACUCCUUGGAAAGUGAAUUUCUAACCCAAAAUGGGACCGGAGUGAGGCCAGAAAAUGACCCACCCUGUAAAAUCUCAUGAUUUGUGAAGCGAUCUCGUGGUUGUUGGAGCCUGACUCCAGGAUUUUGACUACUGCUGAGCGGCACAAGGACAGGGAUCUCCCUCCUUUAUGCCCUUCAAGGGAGUGUUCCAAAUCCGAUUGGAAUUGCCAUAGCCCCAAGCCAGCCCCUGGCCCAUGGGGAACCCCCCUCCGCAGCCGGCUCCCGUGCCCAGUACAAAUCAGCGGCAUCUCCCGAAAACAGUCCUAUUUGUAAUGUGGGGUCUGGAUUUGUCUUGUCACUUUUAACUGUGUAUUUUUGUUUGUUCCCCUUCUGCCGAAGGAUGAGCCGGAAACCAGGUACUGCUGCAGCCCCCUUUCCAAGCUGCUUCCUCAAACUUUAUUGUGUAAAGAGGACAAGGAGUUUUGUCCACCUAUGAAUCCCCAGGUCUCCGCUGUACUUGAACCCUUCUUUUAAAAAGAGAAGGCCAAGAAGUCUUGAUGUGCAGCUUCCGCAAGGUGCGCUGUGAGUUGGCAAAGAGCAGGGAUCUAGCGGGUUUGGGUUUUCUAGGACUUGUCUUCCUGCUGGGACUCCCAGCUCGGAGAAGAGCUGUUCCUGGCUGUGUAUAUUGUCAAUUAACAUUUCGCUCCCCCACUUUGAAAUGUUACUUUUCUGUAUAUGCACCAGUGCGCUAUUGUGAUCUGAUGUAAAAUAAAUAAAUACGCCUCCACAUCAGGAGCCAGCAGAGUUUACUUUGAAACCUUCCCCAGGAGCGAGAAGCAGAUGGCAGGCGUUACUGUUUGUAAA
This is a messenger RNA of Mauremys reevesii (Reeves's turtle), 2814 nucleotides long. Its product is annotated as Krueppel-like factor 2. Gene Ontology annotation, biological process: regulation of transcription by RNA polymerase II. The coding region runs from base 104 to 1267 and encodes 387 amino acids. Gene Ontology annotation, molecular function: RNA polymerase II cis-regulatory region sequence-specific DNA binding; DNA-binding transcription factor activity, RNA polymerase II-specific. NCBI's taxonomy places the organism in Eukaryota, Metazoa, Chordata, Testudines, Geoemydidae. The record is from RefSeq and is a predicted model, not a curated record. The transcript is spliced from 3 exons.